Stegodyphus dumicola is the source of this 984-nucleotide messenger RNA. RefSeq lists its product as uncharacterized. The record is from RefSeq and is a predicted model, not a curated record. NCBI's taxonomy places the organism in Eukaryota, Metazoa, Arthropoda, Arachnida, Araneae, Eresidae.
CUAUAAAGGGGAGCUGAAUCAUCAUCCAUUUUGAAGCUAACUUGUUGGUAUUCGCUAUUGGAUUAGCACUGAUUUCUUGACAUAUUUGUGGAUCGAUUCCGACCUAAUUUUCAGAAAAAUGGGUGGUUGUGCUGCACCAAAUUGUUCGAAUCAGUCUAAAAAUAACUUUAGGAUGUUUCGUUUCCCUAGAAAUGAAGAAAGACGAAGAAAAUGGAUAGUUAAUUCUCGUCGAGAUCAAUGGAUCCCGGGCCCAGGAGCGUAUCUUUGUGAGGUACAUUUUGAAGAAAAUCAAUUUGAAUGCUCUAGGCAAGAUGGGCGUAAAAAACUCAAGCCCAAUGCUGUGCCAACUCUUUUCAAUGUGCCUAAUCCCCCACAACUGUUGACCCCACAGCGUCUAAAAGGCAUUGGUUUACCAAAGCACCGUUCAGUUACAUCCAAUUUUUGUAAUGGUGGCUUGCUGCACAGUUUACCUUUAUCAACUGAAGCGAUUUCUGUUGCUGAACCAUCUGUUGUUCAUUUGCCACAACCUUCAGCUUCAUAUUUUGGAGAAAUAAAUUUUGCUGCCGAAGUAUCUGAUGUAAAUUGCCAUUUUGCACUUCUAAAAAAUUUUAAUAGUUUUUUAACAUCUAUUCGUAAACUGUACUAUGUUUUUUUUAAAUGUUUCCAUCUUCAUAAUCAUGCACUUUAUUUCAUUUCACCAGUGGUUGCAAAUGUGUACAUUACAGUACAUCUCAGGUUUGUUUGCAAGAACAAGCUUCAACUUCAUCUUGUGAUAAAAUGCCAUCUAUUUGUGAAGGAUCUCAUGUUUGUUUGCAAGAACAGCCUUUAGCCUCAUUUUGCAAUGAAAUACCAUCUAUUUGUGAAGGCUCUGAUGAUGUUCUUUUAAGGAAUUUUAUAAAACAGCAGACUGAAUUGAUCUCGCUUCUGCAAUGCCAGAACAAAAUAUUACUGAAAGAACUUACAGCAACCAAAAAAAAAAAAAAA